Sclerotinia borealis F-4128 is the source of this 2382-nucleotide messenger RNA. Lineage: Eukaryota; Fungi; Ascomycota; Leotiomycetes; Helotiales; Sclerotiniaceae. The record is from the annotation of a GenBank genome assembly.
AUGAGAAAUAUAAAAGUAUUACGACAAAUUGAGAGCUCUUCUCGUCUUCUAAGAGGAGCUCCUCUACAGGUUCGAGCCGGACGGCCAUUGAGCAAUUCAGCAUUACGCAGCAGUUAUGCAUUCAAUUACAGAAAUCUCGCACCUCUUACUGCAUUUCGUACCUACGCAAACGGGCGUCCACAUCCUCCAGGUGGUACACAUCGCAUGGAUAUGAGUGGCGGAGAAAAAAAGUCCGCCUUGGAAGAAUAUGGUGUCGAUUUGACUGCGCGGGCAAAGGAAGGAAAACUGGACCCAGUUAUUGGCAGAGAUUCGGAGAUCAAUAGGACUAUACAAAUACUAUCGCGGCGAACGAAGAACAAUCCAGUAUUGAUCGGAAGUGCAGGAACUGGAAAGACAGCUAUAUUGGAGGGUUUGGCGCAAAGAAUAGUAAGAGGUGAUGUACCAGAGAGUGUGAAAGACAAAAGAGUGAUAUCGCUGGAUCUUGGACAACUUAUUGCUGGAGCAAAGUUCCGUGGUGAUUUUGAGGAACGAUUGAAGUCGGUUUUGAAAGAGGUUCAAGAAGCCCAUGGUGGCGUGAUUCUUUUCGUCGAUGAAUUGCAUACUUUACUGGGAUUAGGGAAGGCUGAAGGAAGUAUUGAUGCCAGUAAUCUUUUGAAACCUGCGCUAUCUCGGGGUGAACUGCAAUGCUGCGGAGCAACCACGCUCAACGAAUAUCGACAAAUCGAGAAGGAUGUCGCCCUAGCAAGACGCUUUCAACCUAUCCAAGUCAACGAGCCUACGAUCCAAGACACAAUCAGUAUUCUGAGAGGUAUCAAGGAAAAGUAUGAGGUGCACCAUGGAGUUCGCAUUACAGACGGAGCUCUGGUUGCUGCCGCUACCUACAGCAAUCGAUACAUCACAGAUCGCUUUUUACCCGAUAAGGCAAUCGACCUCAUGGAUGAAGCUGCGAGUGGCCUGAGAUUACAGCAAGAAAGCAAACCGGACGAUAUUAUGCAGCUCGAUCAAAAGAUCAUGACCCUUCAAAUCGAGCUCGAGAGUUUGAGAAAGGAGACCGAUGUCGCUAGUAAAGAACGGCGCGAAAAGCUAGAAACUGAUCUCAAAGGUUGUCAAGACGAAGCCAAAACAUUGACAGAGAAGUGGGAGGCAGAGAGGUCCGAAAUUGAUGCCAUCAAAAAGACAAAAGAGGAUCUCGAGAAAGCUCGUGUUGAGCUCGAUCAAGCCCAGCGCGAAAACAAUUAUGGUCGAGCUGGAGAGCUACGGUACUCUGUAAUUCCAUCAUUGGAAGCAAAGCUACCGAAAGAUGGAGACGCGGGCUCUUCUGCCGAAGGUACUUUGAUCCAUGAUGCCGUGACGGCUGACGAUAUCGCAGCUGUUGUGUCACGUGUCACCGGUAUUCCUGUCACAAAAUUAACUUCUGGGCAUGCCGAGAAGCUUAUUCAUAUGGAAGACACUUUGCGACAAUCUGUUCGUGGUCAAGACGAGGCUCUCAGAUCGGUUGCGAACGCAGUUCGAUUGCAACGAGCAGGCUUAAACGGCGAGAACCGACCACUUGCGUCGUUCUUCUUUCUCGGUCCGACAGGCGUGGGAAAGACUGAACUUUGCAAGAAGAUGGCCAACUUUUUAUUUUCAACGGAAUCAGCUGUUGUCAGAUUCGACAUGAGCGAAUUCCAGGAGAAGCACACAAUCUCUCGAUUAAUAGGUAGCCCGGCUGGUUACGUUGGAUAUGACGAUGCAGGACAACUCACCGAGGCCGUCAGAAGAAAGCCAUAUGCCGUUCUCCUAUUCGACGAAUUUGAAAAAGCACAUAGAGAUAUUUCCGCUCUACUUUUGCAAGUAUUGGACGAAGGUUUCUUGACCGACAGUCAAGGCCACAAGGUUGAUUUCCGAAACACUUUGAUUGUAUUCACAUCCAAUCUCGGUGCGGACAUACUCGUUGGUCUCGACCCUUUACAUCCAUACAAAGAGGAGCCGAAUGGUGAUAUCGCACCUUCUGUCCGGAACGCCGUAAUGGAUGUUGUUCAGCACAGUUAUGCACCUGAAUUUCUUAAUCGUAUCGACGAGUUCAUAAUAUUCAAACGCCUUUCCAACGAAGCUCUCCGAGAUAUCGUCGAUAUUCGACUUCUAGAACUUCAAAAGAGAUUAGACGAUCGACGAAUCACACUUGAAGUAAAUCAGGAGGUCCGACAAUGGCUUGCCGACAGAGGAUAUGAUCCGAAAUUUGGAGCGCGUCCACUCAACAGACUCAUUUCCAAGGAGAUUGGUAAUGGAUUGGCUGAUAAGAUUAUCAGGGGAGAAUUGAAGACUGGGGAAACGGCAGUUGUGAAGAUCAAUGCUGAAAGUAAUGGUUUAGUUGUCGAGAGCACGGGGGUUGUGGAAGUGUAA